CAGCCAGCGGACCGUGGGCCAGCUGGUCGACCUCUGCCGCCUCUACCGCCGGGCCGACGUCGAGAAGGUCCUGCUCAGGUGAUCUCGGGACGGGCCCCUCUUCGUCCGGCGGGAGGGGAAGACGAUGUUCGCCGACGGCCCGGAGGAUGCCGACGGCCCGGAGGAUGCCGACGGCCCGGAGGAUGCCGUCCGCCGCCCGGCGAUCCCCUACGUCGGCACGCUCGCCGAGGAGCUGGUCCCGGGGCAGGUGUUGGUCGUGCGCGGGCACGUGCCGGACGACGCGGACAGGUUUCAGAUCGACUUCCAGUGCGGGAGCAGCGUGAGGCCCCGGGCCGACGUGGCCUUCCACUUCAACCCGCGCUUCCGGCGGCCCGGCUGCGUGGUCUGCAACACGCUGCGCCGGGAGAAGUGGGGCCGGGAGGAGAUCACCCACCGGAUGCCCUUCGAGAAGGGGAAGCCUUUCAAGAUCGUGUUCAUGGUGCUCGGAGACAAGUUCCAGGUGGCCGUCAACGGGAAGCACCUCCUGCUGUACGCGCACAGGAUGGAACCUCUGCUCGUCGACACCCUGAGCAUCUCCGGCCAAGUGCGCGUCCUGUCCUUCGGCUUCCGCCCCGGCCCGAGCUCCCCUGCCCCGAGCCUGGCCAAGAAACCCGCCGGGAACGACGCCCGGGCCGGUCCGGGGCCGCUGGUCCUUCCCUACAGCGCCCGCCUGAGCUCGCCGAUGGCGCCGGGGCGAACCGUGGCCAUCAAAGGAGAAGUGGAUAAAGAUCCCAAAGGGACCUUCCACGUCAACCUGAGAGUCGGAGGCUCCCGCGACAUCGCCCUCCACCUCAACCCCCGCCAGAAGAGCAGGACGUUCGUGAGGAACUCCUUCCUCCGCGACAGCUGGGGGGAAGAGGAGAAGAGCCUCCCCGACUUCCCCUUCGGCCCCGGGAUGUAUUUCGAGAUGCUCAUCUACUGCGAGGCCCGGCAAUACAAGGUGGCCGUCAACGGCGAGCACGUCCUGGAAUACAAGCACCGCUUCACGGACCUCGCCGAGGUCGACACCGUCGAGGUCCAGGGGGACGUCCGCCUGCUGGACGUCGCCGACUGGUAGGCCCCCCCCCCCCCCCGCCUCGCGAGCCGGGCACCGAGGCCGGACCCCCGGGCCCGGCCGCGGGCCGCCCUCCUCCCGACGGGCCGGGGGAAGCCGACGGAGCCCCCUGGCCUUCGGCGCUCGCCCGGACGGGAAGCGGUCGACGGCCACGACUCUCUUUAAUGCCCCCGAGACGCCGCGCUCCCCCAGCCCCCCGCGGAUCCAGGCGGCCCGCCCCCGGGACCGGGGUAACUCGCUCGUCCGCCGAGCGGGCGGGGGUCCGAGCGGCGAGGCCCCGCGGGACGGGAAGCCGGCGCCUAAAACGGCACAGCGGAGGCCUCGCGUAUAAAAGACGCGCGCGGCGCGGACGACGUCCCUCCGUCGCGUCGCUCUCUCGCUGCUGGCUCGCCUGCGGAAUGUCCCACGGAUCCGGUCCGGGGAAGACCUGUCAGCACUGACCCUUCCCGGAGCACUCACUGUCAAAAAUAAAACCCUAGAGAGAUCGCC
Molecule: messenger RNA, 1582 nt
Organism: Ornithorhynchus anatinus (platypus)
Lineage: Eukaryota; Metazoa; Chordata; Mammalia; Monotremata; Ornithorhynchidae
Gene: LGALS8
Product: galectin 8
Exons: 10
Coding region: 125-1096 (323 amino acids)
Molecular function (GO): carbohydrate binding
Source: RefSeq, a predicted model, not a curated record